This is a messenger RNA of Candidozyma duobushaemuli, 1623 nucleotides long. RefSeq names its product bifunctional fructose-2,6-bisphosphate 2-phosphatase/6-phosphofructo-2-kinase. The record is from RefSeq and is a predicted model, not a curated record. Gene Ontology annotation, cellular component: cytosol. Gene Ontology annotation, molecular function: ATP binding; fructose-2,6-bisphosphate 2-phosphatase activity; 6-phosphofructo-2-kinase activity. NCBI's taxonomy places the organism in Eukaryota, Fungi, Ascomycota, Pichiomycetes, Serinales, Metschnikowiaceae. The coding region runs from base 1 to 1623 and encodes 540 amino acids. The transcript has a single exon. Gene Ontology annotation, biological process: fructose 2,6-bisphosphate metabolic process; fructose metabolic process.
AUGUCUCAGUUUCAAGAGGACGAUAGUGAACUUUUCAACGGUUUCGGCUCAGCUCCGCUACUGAGGAACCCGUCCCAAACGGGCCGCAGAACCAAAAAAAGAUGGUCGUUUCACAACAAUACAAAACCUAACUUGACCGAGCAACCAGCCUCGUUUAGCUCAGGUAGAAGGCUUCUGGACGUGACGGGAAUCGACGGAGUCCAUAAGCAGAUAGACCCGUACCACAUUUCGCCAGCCCAGUUGUAUUCCACCGAGAGUGGCCGGUUGUUCCAUGCUGGUAAGAUAUGCAUUGCUUUGGCGGGACUUCCUGGUCGGGGAAAAACACACUUGUCCGUGUCCUUGACUCGUUAUUUACGUUGGUUGGGUGUCAAGACUCACAGUUUCCACUUGGGCGACUACAGAAGGGCCACGGUGCCUUACAACGAUUUGGACCAGGUCUUAUACAUGUCGGAUAAAGACGGCGAGAUGCCGGAUCCGUUCAAGAACAAGACCGUGGAUGACUGCUUGAACGAUAUUUUGAACUUCUUCAAGAACGACAAGGGCCAGGUUGCCAUAUACGAUGCUGUAAACGCUUUGCCGGAGCACAGACAGCAACUCCAGGAGAAAUUCGCCAGCGUAAACAUCCAGUGCAUUUUCAUCGAGUCCAUUGUCACCGACGAGCUGAUAUUGAUGAAGAACAUGGAAACUGCUGCCAAGUCCUCGCCCGAUUACGAAAACUGGUCUUAUGAGGAGGCCUACAGGGACUACUCCUCCAGGAUCGAGAGCCUUACGCCUUACUACAAGGAGAUGGACAACGCCGAUCGGGAGAGAAACUUAUCGUACAUCAAGAUCAUCAACUUUGGCGAGCGCAUUGAAUUGCAUAAUUCCAACUACGGAUACUUGAUCAACAAGGUGGUGUUCUUCUUGAUGAACUCGCGAAUCAAGCUGGGCUCGGUUUUCUUUGCUCGUUGUUACAAGAACGAUUUGGACUACUCUAAGGAUCCUCCGUUGGAUGAUGCCGGGUACAAGUAUGCCAAAAACUUGACCAAGACGUUGACUAAGCAUCUUGCAUCCAAGGGCAGAGAUAUUAUCACGCCCAAGAGCUCGUCAACGGACGUGGCUGGUAUGAGAAAGACCUUGUCCACAGAGGAAAAACAUCCACCUACCGGUGCUGAUGGUAUUGAUGACGACUCGUUCGUGGUAUGGACCUCUGUCAAGAGAAGAACCGUCGAGGCAUGCCAAUUCUUCCGUGAAAUGAACGUCAACGUACGUCACAGAAUUCAAUUGUCGCAGAGAAACCCAGGUAUUGUUGCUGGUAUGACAGACGAGGAGAUCCAGGAGAAGUUUCCACUGGAGUACGAGCUGUUCUUGAAGGACCCUUACCACCACAGAUUCUCGAGAGCAGAGCUGUACCACGACUUGGCUAUCAAGAUCGAGCCACUUAUUCUUGAGAUGGAGCGUAUGAGCGGAGAUAUCUUGAUCAUUGCCGAUGAGACCGUCUUGCGUGUGUUCCAUGGCUACUUAAUGGCCUGUUCGUGCUAUGACAUUCCCUCCUUGGAAUUCAACACCGACGAGAUCAUCGAAGUCAAAUUCAGUGCCUACUCCAACAGUGCUAAACGUAUCCCCAUCGAGGAUUUCGACUAG